This is a messenger RNA of Siniperca chuatsi (mandarin fish), 2352 nucleotides long. Its product is annotated as hepatitis A virus cellular receptor 1-like. The record is from RefSeq and is a predicted model, not a curated record. The coding region runs from base 1291 to 2019 and encodes 242 amino acids. The transcript has 8 exons. NCBI's taxonomy places the organism in Eukaryota, Metazoa, Chordata, Actinopteri, Centrarchiformes, Sinipercidae.
UAUCAGCAUCUUGCUCAGUGACACUUUCUCUGGAGGAGUCAGGGCUCGAACCAGCAACCUGCUGGUUAUUAGACCGCCACUCAACCUCCUGUAUUGAUUACUGAGUUACCUUUAAACCUGCAGGACGCUGACUGCAGCUGACCUCUAGACACAAACCACACCUGAUCGCUGCUGAGAGGCCAAACAGGAGACUUUAAAAGUCACUCACUGAAUGUGAAUAAAGUAGAACUAAACCUCCUCCGUCUCCUGUUUACAGCUGCAUGUCUCCAUGUUGUCCACCAGACGAGCUGCCAGCACCCUGCAACACCUGGACUCACCUGUGGAGACCACGUGGACUUUAUUCUUUCUUCCACAUCCACCUGAGCAGCUUCUCCAGACCAGACAGGAAGUGAACUUUCUUCUUCUUGGAGCGAAAGUCAACCAAUGAGCUAAGAAGGAGGGAACUGAGGAGCAGCUGGUAACCUUUAAACGACGCCUGCUGCCAGAAGCUGAGCUGCCUCCACAUCUGGGGAUAAAAUCCUGCGGGAGAAACAUGGGGCUCAGUGUUUUGUUCACGUGAAGUGGAAGAGCCAGGGAUCGAACCCGCGCCCCUGCGAUCAACAGGCUACCUGCUUCACCUGCUGGGCUACAGGAACUUCUUUCACGGCUCAGCUUUGUCCGCGUUAACUUCUUCACGUUUAUUUUCUAACUGUGGAGCUUCAGUAGGCGUCUGUAGCUUCAACAAGAAAAGAAUAAAGCAGGUCGCUGCACAAGAACAAAGAAAAGACUUUCCCUGGUGAAGCAAGUUGUUUCAAGUAUUUUCUAAAUCAAGUUUCAUGAAUCCGGAGCAAAACACGAUUCCUCUGAAGCUUUUAGAAAGAAUCGCAUCGAACUGGAAGAUGAAACCGGCUCCGACGGGUUUCACUAAACUUCAGACGAAGAACAACAGACAGGAAUCGAACCCACGACCUACGAAUUACAAGCCGCUCAUUUACCAGCUGAGCUUUCAGAGAUCAGAUGACUUGCACCCAGACUCAGGAGAGCAAACACCGAGUGCGACUCUGCGUCAUGGCUUCUCUUCAGUGUUUCAGUCUGAAGCCGGUUCGUGGAGAAGUUUCAGGUUUGUAAAGUUUGUUUCUCUGCAGGUUGAUGGAGGUGAAGUUUCUGCAGAGUCCUCCUUCAGCGUGGUCUUCCUCCUCUCUCUGCGUCCGGCUGUUCAUCACCCUGAAGAUGGUCCAGCGGGGACAGACGUCGCCUCGAAGCGUUGAGCGACAGCGUGGGUUCGAAUCCCACUAAAGGAAACACAACAACAUGCUGUCGCUCCUUCUUCACAGCUUCGUCUCCGUCUGUGUCGUCACAGCGCCAGCCCGUGUGUCGGCGGUCACCACGGAGACGGUGGUGGCCGGGAGGAAGGUGACGCUGCCGUGUCGUUCGGAGGCGGUGAGUCGGGGAGGAGUGGAGGUGUGCUGGGGGAGAGGACGGCCGUCACUGUUCAGCUGCCACAACACUGUGAUCAACGCCGCCGGAGAUCAGAUCACAUACAGGAGGUCACACAGGUACUCAGUGUCCUCCUCCUCUCUGUCCAUCGUUAACUCUCGACCGUCAGACUCUGGUUUCUAUCACUGCAGAGUUCAGCUGCCCGGCCUGUUCAACGACCAAACAUUCACCGUUCUCCUCAUCGUCAUCAACCCCCGCUCUGUGGUCUCUGACUCUUCAGCAACAGAAACCAGUUCCCAGGAUGCCGAGAACCUGAACGCACCACACGCGACAGGUGACACGGGACAGGUGACAGAGAGAGGAAGUGAUGUCACAGGGGACGACACCACGGGGCCAAUGGUGGCGCUGGUUCAGUCAUCCGUCCAGCAGCAGCAGGUCAACAGUCUGCAGAGCUUCAUUGGAAACACAGUGCGAGUGUCCUUCAUCACCUUCAUACCUGUACUGCUGCUGACUGCUGCUUACAGAGUUUGGCUGUAUAAACAGAGAUCAGAGACUGACAGGAGGCUGAACCAAUCAGAGGAGCAGGAGGACAGCUCUGUGUAGCGACAGACAGUCUGUACUGAGCACAACUGUCUGCUGGGAAACCCCCGUUUCUCUGCACGACCGACUGACUGUAGUCGAUGGCGUCAUCGUCCUCCUGUAAAAGCUGUUAUUUUGCUCCAUCGAUCCUCAUCAUAUACAUUUCACAACUAUCAAUAAAACAGAAACACACAAUCCUAACAACAACAAAGAGAACAAGAAAACAAAACACAUUGACCAAACAAGCUCAAAGUCAUUAUCUUAACAUCUUAAUUACAUACAUGUUCGCAUCUUCUCAGCCAAUAGAAGCUGAAACAUUUGUACCGUCCGAUAAUAAAGCUUCAGAUUUCCAAUUAA